Messenger RNA from Phanerochaete carnosa HHB-10118-sp, 378 nucleotides. RefSeq lists its product as uncharacterized. Bases 1 to 378 code for a protein of 125 amino acids. The transcript is spliced from 4 exons. The record is from RefSeq and is a predicted model, not a curated record. NCBI's taxonomy places the organism in Eukaryota, Fungi, Basidiomycota, Agaricomycetes, Polyporales, Phanerochaetaceae.
AUGCGUAUCUUCGAGCUCGCUCAGCAGGCAAAAACCGUCCGUCACUACGUCUGGAGCAGCCUUGACUAUGCCGUUAAGAAAGCAGGCUUUGAUCCCAAGUAUAGGCCUUCCGUCGUCAGCGACAGCGACUUGUCCUGGAGCUCCCUCACCUCGGAGCCUUAUAUGGAGAUGCUCAAAUCGUCUUUGUGGGGACCUCUCACCCGCCGCGCCGACGGUACUCACGUAUUCGCGUUCCCUACCGGCCAAGGCCGCGUCCCGAUGGUGUCCCUCAAAGACAUCGGCUUCUUCGCCCGCUGCUCCUUCUACAACCGCGCCGAAGUCUCGGGCAAGGACCUCGAGAUCACGGGCGACGUAGUCACGCUCGAGGACACCGUCUAG